AAAACGAGUGGCAACUAUGAUUAUAACAGAGAGAUUCAUGCUUUAUGUCUAUAACUUUAUGGACCUUACUCUGUCUUAAUCGCCACAUGUACAAAUGAUUCACAUGUUUUGGUUUCUGACAGAUCUGUGAUAUUUCCAAGACAUUAUAGAUGUUUUUAUUUUAAUCUGAUAAAAACAAUAACAAAAAACAAGGAGAAGCUGAUGAUGAGUGAAUAUGCAAGGCGGCAUGGGGAAAGAAAUAAUGUGUUCUUCACUUUUAUUUUUGUUUUAUAUGUACCUUUAAUAAUAUAUAAUCUAAUAUAUAUAUAUAUAUAUCAUAUUAUUACUGACAUCAUUCCAGUGAAUAACGCUUGCAAUGAGCUUAUUCUCGGUUAAUACAGAGCUCACAUGAAAAUGGAGAAAGCAUUAGUCAAGCUUAGUAUUUAAAAAGGAAACAGAGGAUGAUGAAUCUUUGAAGCAGCCCUCGAAUUACAAUUUCGAAAGAAGGAUCUCAACAUGUGGAUGCUUAAAGAAUUUUUUAUGUUCCAAUAUAUAUGAUGUAUCAUAUUUUUAGGUAAAUUUUUAUUUCAACAAAAAUGUGUAAUUAGUCAUAUCUUAUAGUUAUUUUUUAAUUGUUGAACACUUUUUAAUUUAAAGUUUUAGUGAUAAUUUUUAGAUAAAAAGUAACUUCUAUAAACAUGUGUGUUUUAGCUUAAAACAUCUUAACGGACGAAUAUAUGAAAAUACGUUAGACUCACAAUUACAGCGAUGAAGACAUUGAGGAGACAAGAGAGCAGUAAAACAAAAUUAUCUAGUCUGCGUUUAUAAGAAUUGCAAAAAGUAAAGAGACAAACGUCAAUAACGAAAGGUUUACGUUCGCGGAGUACUCUGAAAUCAACAUUUAACUAAAGAAAGAGAGAAAGAAAGACAAAGUAAAAUGCUUUUGGGCUCUUCAACGUUUUGCCACCACCACCUCCCAGCUUAGGACCUUCCUUGGCAGCAGCCUUGGGGAUAUUAGCCUGAAUCUUCUGUUGCUUAGAAGCAAAUUCAGCCUUCUUUGCCUUCUUCUCAUCCUUUGUCUUCUUUAUUCUUUCCUUAAUAUCACUGUAAGGAUCAUCACAAUUCAUUUGAGUCAAUCAAAUAUUUUCUGAAAUCUAAGAGUAUGUUUUAAUAGAAAGAAUCAAAACUAACUGUAAGGGCAGUUUCUCUUGCUGCAUCACGAACUUCAGGCUUCUCAGCUCUCUUCUUCUGAAUCACUUCUAGGGCCAGUCUCGAGCGAGGGAAGCGAUCGUUUAGGGUGUCAUAUUUUAAGCGAAAAUUUUAGUUGUAUAUAGAGCAUAAAAAAUUUUACAUGAAUAACAAAGGCAUAAAAUUUUAAAUGAGUUUAGGGUGUCAAGAAAAAAAUUGAAAAUGUUGCACCGGCACUGUUCACUUCCAGGUAGCCCCAAUAAUAGACCUUGAGUAUGGCUUCUUGGUAGCACGUCUCCUCUUCUUCACAGCCUCUUGAGCUGCAUCCUACAAAAGAUUAAUAAUUUUCAAACAGGGUCACUCUCGUAAUUUAAAGCAGGCUCUUACAAAAACAUAAAGAAAAUUUUUCAAUCUACAACACAAAACAGAACCAAACUAAUGGAGUUUAUGUUUCUUGUGCUGCUUUCUGUACGUGGCACGCAGUCCAUGCAAGCUUGGAAGGAAUCAAAACAAACGUGUAUUAUUUCCUUUCUUGACCAAGUAGACCCAUAGUAAUUAAAGGUUAAUUGAAAUCUGGAAUUUGCUAUAGAUUCGAGGGUUAAAUCCAACUAUAACUAAUCAACUACGGGGUUUUGAGCCAAUUUUUUUUUCUUGUUUGUCUAUAUAACAAACGUGUAACAAAAACAAAACCCUAGUUUCAUCUUACAGAGCCACCCCCUCCCUCCCCUCAGAACGAUCUCAAUGAUAAUGUCCGAUCUUCCUCCAGAUUUGGUAGAUGAAAUACUCUGUAGGGUUCCAGCCACCUCUCUAAAACGAUUACGAUCUACUUGCAAACGAUGGAAUGCUUUAUUCAAAGACCGCGUGUUCACCGAGAAGCACUUCCAUAAAGCUCCAAAGCAGUCCUUGGUUUUCGCUUUGAAGUAUGAGGAACCCUACGCGUUGGAGGAAUCUAAUGCUUUCUUAGUGAGCGUCAGUCUCGACGCUCCGUCUCCAUCUAUAGAGAUUAAGGUUGCACUUAGCCUAAUGGAUCCCGCUUCUAGUUCAAAAGAAGUUGGAAUAGACGAGAUUAUUCACUGCGACGGUUUGUUGUUAUGCAUUACCAAUAUGGACGAUAGAAUUGUGGUUUGGAACCCAUGUUCUGGAGAAACAAGAUGGAUCCAAACUGAACCUUACUAUUAUCUGUUUGCUUUAGGUCACGACAACAACAAACUUUGUCAUGCUUACAAAAUUUUGAUGUUUUACAGGCGAAACAACAUUGAUGUGUUUGAAAUUUAUGAGUUGAGCUCUGAUUCAUGGAGGGUUCUUGAUGAUGUCACUCUAGACUGGUCCUUUGAACCAACGUGUGUGUCUUUGGAAGGAAAUUCCUACUGGUAUUCUUCGGAUCAAAAAGACGCCUUCUUGAUUAGUUUUGAUUUUAGGAGAGAGCGGUUUAGAGGUCUAUGUCUUCCUACCUUUCAGAGUCAUGGUCGGAUAUGUCUGUCAGUUGUUAGAGAAGAACAACUCUCAGUGUUACAUAAAUGCUAUAAUACAUCAAAGAUGGAGGUAUGGGUGACCAGUAAAAUUGAUACCGAAGCUGCCUUGUGGACCAAAUCCUUUACAGUGGAUUUACACAAUGAUUUUGAUAAGGUCCCAUUCAGAUUUUUGAUUGACGAGGAGAAGAAAGUGGUGGUGUGUUGUAAUGUCGACAUGAUGGUGUACACGAUUGAUAAAUAUAACGCAGAAUCAUCUUCUGUAGUCUCUUCUACAGUGCUAUCAUGGCAUCCACUCAUUUACAGCUACGUUCCAAGUUUGGUUCAAAUCCAGCAAAGUAGCGGAAAAAGGAAAGAAAGAAACUAAUGGUUGUAGACAUUAAUUUGUCGUUUGAUUAGUUUAAUGACUUUGAUCUGUUAUGCUUCCUUCUUCUCUUUCAUUACACUCAAGUUGAAUCGAUGACAAAAACAACAGCCAGCUUUAUUUAUAAAUCUUUUUUUGUUUUAUGUCUUGUAGAGAAUCAAAGACAAAAUGACUAAUGAUAUGAGAGAGAAAUAGAAGAUAUAAGAAUUGAACAUAUCGAAAACGAAGCAACUUGCUCCAUUUGCAACCAAGUAUAUAUGAUUACUAAGUGAGGUUUAGUUUCUUGAAACUUGCGUCUUUAAUUUUAAGUUGUGAUAUACUUUCUGAGACUGAUCAUUGCACUGCAAGACGUACAAGUACAACGUUGCCAGUUGCCACACAGGGAACUGUGGCUCGUCUAACCCUGACUUGUGUUUUAUGUUUUAGUUCUUUUGUUUCACGAAGUUAAAUAAGUUUGAUAUAUAAAGCUAAUUGUUUGAAUGAAAAGUUUAGUAGAGAGGAAGAAAAUGUUAAGUUUUUGAAAAACAAAAUUUUGAAGAAGAAAGUUUUAUUAUUUUAAUGUUUUUUUCGCUCCAACUUAAUUAUAAAUGAGAGUGAAUAGACGUAUUAUAAUUUAUAGCGUGAUAAGUAUCAUCAGGCAUACUAUCGAAAGAAGAAGAAGUUGUUGAAGAGUAAAGAAGUGGAGGGUGAGACAAGUGGAGAGAGAGAAAUGCCGUUAGAAGAUUUGAAGUGAAGAUAUUGAAAGAUUUGGAGUCAGAAGGAGGGUUUGCUACUCUGGAGUAAAGUAGUAUAAAGAAGAGUCAAAAUUGUAUUUCGUUAUUCAUGCUUUGUUGUAGUUUGUUAUUGACGCCAUGAGUCAUAACUUCUCAGUCGUUAUAAGACUGAUGAACUCAGCUGGAUUCGCCAUGAAAAUCUAGUUGUUUUUAUACUCAAAAGCUUUAUUCCUUUAUUAUCAAUACAAAGAGAGUUUGUUACAUAGAUCUGAGAGUUAUUGGUAGCUAAAAGCCUAAAACCUAUCAUAGUGCUUCUAUAUUACAAAAUAUCCUUAACAUUUAGACCAAAAAAAAAAAUAUUACAAAAUAUCUCUAAUAUUUAUCACAAAUUCUAUAUUAUUUUACCAUAAUAAAUAGAUUUUUAGUCUAGUUACGUAGAUAAUUGUAUGAAAUAUCUGUUAUAAGGAGGUAAGAAAUUGUUCUUAACAAAUUCCUGAACUUGAGUAAAGUUUGGGCUAACAUUUGAUUAUUUGCCGAACAAUGCUUGAUCGUAAUCAACAAUUCUCCACACCUCCUCUUAACCUUCUUUUGGUUACUCCAAGCAAACUUCUAAUCUUGUAAAGUCUUCUUGCUUCAGUGAGUUGGAGAAGACUUGGUGAAGAUUUCGACUGUGAUCAAUCAUCAAAUUUCAAUUUCAAAAGAGCUAAGAUCUAUGAAAGGCUAAGAUGGAUGAUAUACGCUUCACCAAGACCUUAUAGUGCUGAGGACAUUGAGACACAAGAGUAGUGAAAUAAAGUUCAAAGGAACCAAAUUUCUUAAGUCUGAGAUUAUAAGAGUUGCAGAAAGCAAGAAACAAAAGGCAAAAACAAAAUGGUUUACGUUCUGCGAAAUAUUCUGAAAUCAACAUUAACUAAAACAAAGUUGCCCCACUAGCAGAAAACACAGAGUGAGAGAGAGAUGGUUCUUGGUUAGGUUCUUCAGCGUUUGCCACCACCA
Molecule: messenger RNA, 4709 nt
Organism: Brassica napus (rape)
Lineage: Eukaryota; Viridiplantae; Streptophyta; Magnoliopsida; Brassicales; Brassicaceae
Product: putative F-box/kelch-repeat protein At3g22730
Exons: 1
Coding region: 1909-3003 (364 amino acids)
Molecular function (GO): protein binding
Source: RefSeq, a predicted model, not a curated record